Chaetomium fimeti is the source of this 868-nucleotide messenger RNA. RefSeq lists its product as uncharacterized. The transcript has a single exon. Bases 162 to 740 code for a protein of 192 amino acids. The record is from RefSeq and is a predicted model, not a curated record. Lineage: Eukaryota; Fungi; Ascomycota; Sordariomycetes; Sordariales; Chaetomiaceae.
CACUGUGCAGUCGCGGGGCCUGCCUGGAGAAUCAGGGGUGCUCCGUCAAAAAAGCAGGAUCACAGCAUACCCGGACCGCCGGUGGUAACCAGCACGGGCGGACAAUGUCGCACGGCCCCGCAUGUCUGCAUUGUUGACGGAAAUGGAGGUCGGGGUGUAAUAUGCCAUGGGCCGGCUCUGCUUUGUCCAAACCCCGACUCGGAUGCUCCGCGCUUGCAUCCAGGUCCUGCCCAGUGUCCGAGACUCGUGGGGGGCCGUUUAAGACGGUUAGUCGCUUCCAAAAUUCCAAUAGUCCAAAACGACGCUGGCUAUCAGCCAAGACCAAUGCAUGGCAUUUCAGCUGGGCUGUAACCCGUGUCACGCCUUGGUCAAGACCAUCCAAUGACGGAGUCUCCAGAUCGCCACUUCUGCAGACACAAACGCACGUAGCCGCUGACAAAGGACAAGCCAACCGAGAGUCGGGUGCUGCCGAUCCAGCGCCAAAAGACCAACUCAGAACCCUCGACCAUGGUGCGCCAGACCGUUCCAGUGAGUUCCGUCGUGAUGGGAGUGCUGUGGUUCGGUGGUUCCAAAACAGCAAUGGAGGUCCGAGUUGGGGAAUUAGGGAAGAACCGGCGAGAGGACAUCAAUGCGCCGGUGUGAUGGGUCCCACUCCGGUCGGCUUUGCAUUAUGCCGAUUACUCUUGCCCUGUUCGGUCCAAGUGAAGUUGAGGAUGGCAGUCACGGCUGCCUGGACUUGAACCGGCACUGUUGCCCAUUGUGUGUGUGGCAGGAACGACUUGGAAGGUGCGCAUGUGUAAAAUCAGUUUGAAACAAAAGGAAGCUGCACAUGGACCCUCACCUUGCGAGCUAGGUACUUCGUUCUUCA